This is a messenger RNA of Eucalyptus grandis, 1135 nucleotides long. RefSeq names its product rhodanese-like domain-containing protein 14, chloroplastic. The transcript is spliced from 6 exons. Bases 205 to 927 code for a protein of 240 amino acids. The record is from RefSeq and is a predicted model, not a curated record. Lineage: Eukaryota; Viridiplantae; Streptophyta; Magnoliopsida; Myrtales; Myrtaceae. Gene Ontology annotation, cellular component: chloroplast.
CAAGUGGCCCCAUCGUCCCUAGACCGUCUCGUGUGCAGAAAUAUCCCCAGAAAACAUACCGAAAGAACUCACCAAGAAAAUACGAAGUCUCGUUGCCAAAUUUCCUUGUCAUACUAUCAAAAGACCAGUCUUGAUUAACACAACAAUUUCCAAGUGCUGCGUUGCUGAUUGAAGCGCUGGGGAUAAGAGAGAAGGAAGAAGAAAAUGGCGGGUCUAACUUCGGUCACGCCCCAUCCGGCAUCUUCAUCUUCUUUGCACUCCAAUUUCCAGUCCUCGCCUCUCGUUUUCACUCCGAGGGCCGCUCACGACCAUGCCCCCUGCCGCGCCGCGCUUGGAUCGUUCGGGCAUUUGCACAGGAGCUUGUCGACACGAUCUGUUGCUGGCGGGCUGAAAGUCAUGAGUGCAGCAACAAAGCCUGCAAAGUCACCAGCUGAAGAAGAAUGGAAGGUGAAGAGGGAAUUGCUGCUCCAGAAAAGGGUAAGGAGUGUGGAUGUGAAGGAAGCACUGCGCCUUCAGCAGGAAAAUAAGUUUGUAAUUCUUGAUGUACGACCUGAAGCAGAAUACAAGGAGGCUCAUCCGCCGGGGGCAAUAAACGUGCAAAUAUAUAGGCUCAUCAAGGAAUGGACGGCAUGGGACAUUGCGAGGCGAGCUGCAUUCGCCUUUUUCGGCAUCUUCGCGGGCACGGAGGAGAACCCGGACUUCAUAACGACUGUGGAAUCGAAAAUCGGUAAAGAUGCCAAGAUAAUCGUGGCUUGCUCAGCCGGUGGCACGAUGAAGCCAUCUCAAAAUCUUCCCGAAGGACAACAAUCAAGAUCACUUAUUGCUGCAUACCUGCUGGUGCUCAACGGCUACACCAAUGUCUACUAUUUAGAAGGGGGCUUGUAUACAUGGUUCAAGGAGGGACUGCCGGCAGCUUCUGAAGAGUGAAAACUCGAGCAUCAUACCGUCUCUUUUUUGAUCAUUCUCAUUUAGGAAAAUCACAUGGGAUAUGGCGGUCAAUGUCGCCUGUCGCCUGUCGCCAGUCGUACGAUGAGUACUUUGAUGACCAUGUAAACCAGACAGCUUGAUCAUUGAUAUCUUGCAGGAGUAAGACUACAAGAAUGCAUCUCCAAUCAGAACAUCGAUUUUUUCUUCC